AUGCAGGCCGUGGAGCGAUCGGCGAUAGAGCUGUGUGUCCAGAUGAUCGAUCGGCUUGCUCAUCGCAGCAUCCCGCGCCUGCUAGAUGUUUUCCAGUAUGCAGAUCGAUUUCUUCUCGUGUGGGAGCUAUUCGAGUGCACUCUCCACCAGGCUUUAGUGUUGAGUUGCCACAUCGCCGAAAGUGAUGUGGCCCAGAUAUUGUGGCCUGUGUUAAAGUUUCUUCAGUUCUUACGCGGUCAAUCGAGGGAGCUAGCCAGCCUGACUCCUCGAGAUAUCUUGUUCACCGAGGAGGGUGAAAUAAAGAUUGCCGGUAUCGAGAACAGUCGCCAAGUCGACCCUUCCCGUGCCGACGCAAUGGCUUCUACGUUCAAUGCUCUCCGGUCAAUUCUGGACAAGAUCAUGCUGAAAAAUGGCUCCAAAUUCACUUGGAGCCAGGAGAUCCGAAGCUUUAAAUCGGCGCUGGCCAAGAGCACCUCGGCGCGAUGCUUGAAUAAUCUAGUGCAACACACCUUUUUCGGGCAAGUGACCGGGGAGGGAGGCCUAAAAAUACUAGUAGAGUUGGUGAACAGAACCAUUUUCCACGAAAUCACAUUUCCGCCCGAGGACUCUCUUGCCAAGACUGGGCCACUAGGGAAGCCUGUGGAGCCGUCUACGACAUAG
Molecule: messenger RNA, 660 nt
Organism: Aspergillus luchuensis
Lineage: Eukaryota; Fungi; Ascomycota; Eurotiomycetes; Eurotiales; Aspergillaceae
Exons: 4
Coding region: 1-660 (219 amino acids)
Source: RefSeq, a predicted model, not a curated record